AUGCGAAUGGAACGUAUGGAAGCACCGACAAUGCGACCACUGCCAGGACGGUCUUGUACUUUCCGAACUGGGAUAUCUGUAAGUCAAAGCUAUGUUCAGAAGCAAUACCGAGCGCAUGGACUGACAGGAUUGCCUGCAGAUGGCCGCAACUACCAACCUCAAGACCUACCAAUCGAGAAGUUGACGCAUGUUCUGUACUCCUUCGCCAAUGUUCGACCGGAAACUGGAGAAGUGUACCUUUCAGAUACAUACGCCGAUCUGGAGAAGCACUAUCCGACAGACUCGUGGAGCGAUGUCGGCAACAACGUAUACGGUUGUAUCAAGCAGCUGUAUCUGUUGAAGCAGAAGAACCGAAACUUGAAGACGCUGCUUAGCAUAGGCGGUUGGACGUACAGCACCAACUUCCCUCAACCAGCAUCAACCGAAGCAGGCCGGGCCAAAUUCGCAGACUCCGCCGUCACACUCCUCAAAGACCUUGGCUUCGACGGUCUCGACAUCGACUGGGAAUAUCCCGCCAAUGCAGGCGAAGCAGAAAACUUCGUCCAACUUCUGCAAGCCUGUCGCUCCGCUCUCGACACCUACUCCCAAACUCUUCCCAACCAGCCCCACUUCCUGCUUACGGUCGCCUCCCCAGCUGGUCCCGACAACUACUCCAAGCUCAUGAUGCCCGAGAUGGACGCCCUCCUUGACUUCUGGAACCUCAUGGCCUAUGACUACGCCGGAAGCUGGGAUAAGGUCUCCGGCCAUAACGCAAAUCUCUACCGCUCUAAGACGAACCCCAAUAGCACGCAAUUCAGCACAGACGAGGCAGUACAGUACUACCUGAGCCACGGCGUGGCGCCCGACAAACUCGUCCUCGGCUUGCCCCUCUAUGGCCGCUCCUUCGUCGGCACCACAGGUCCAGGAACUCCCUACACCACCGUCGGCGAAGGCUCCUGGGAGAACGGCGUGUGGGAUUACAAAGUCCUCCCCCAAACCGGCGCGGUCGUUCAUUACGACAACGAGACCGUCGCAAGCUGGGCGUAUGAUGCCACUACGCAGACGAUGGUCUCAUAUGAUUCUCCCGAAGUCGUCGCUACGAAGGUCGAUUACAUCAAGCAGUACGGCCUCGGAGGCGCGAUGUGGUGGGAGGCGAAUGGGGAUCUUCCGGUGAAUAACACCGCGAGCUUGAUUCGGCAGGUGGCGAAGUCGUUGGGUCCGUUACAGGAGAAGGGGAAUGUGUUGAAGUAUCCUGCCGCGGCUUAUGAGAAUAUCAGGGCCGGGAUGAAGAGUCCGACGAAGGUUGCGAAGGGGUAUAGGGCGUGA
Molecule: messenger RNA, 1305 nt
Organism: Fulvia fulva
Lineage: Eukaryota; Fungi; Ascomycota; Dothideomycetes; Mycosphaerellales; Mycosphaerellaceae
Product: Endochitinase B1
Exons: 2
Coding region: 1-1305 (434 amino acids)
Biological process (GO): chitin catabolic process; carbohydrate metabolic process
Cellular component (GO): extracellular region
Molecular function (GO): chitinase activity; chitin binding
Source: RefSeq, a predicted model, not a curated record